GAUAAAUAUGCGUUAUAUUUUCAGAGUUCGAAGGCCCGUUUCGAAAUGAUCUCGUCAGGAAGAUAAGGAAAUUCUUAUCAUCUACUAAAUAUUCACAGUUGAGUCGAAAAAUACUCGAACUCAUCAUUCAACGACGUGCUUCAGUGUCAUAAAUUAUCAUAAUCUUUGCAUUUCGCUAUGGACUUCUACGACGCAAAUUACCCGAAGGAGCAUCCUCGCAAUUUGAUUCCUGAACUUUGUAGGCAGUUUUAUCACCUUGGAUGGGUGACUGGAACUGGAGGCGGUAUCUCUAUUAAGGAUGGCGACGAAAUUUAUAUAGCACCUUCUGGUGUGCAGAAAGAGCGUAUCAGUCCUGACGAGAUGUUUAUUCACGAUAUAAGAGGGACCGUCAAGAAGACUCCUCCCAAUGAGAAAAAGCUGAAACCAUCGCAGUGCACGCCUUUGUUUAUGUGCGCUUAUACUGCAAGAAAUGCAGGGGCGGUUAUACACACCCAUUCCAAAUUUGCAGUCAUGGUAACGCUGCUUUGGCCAGAAACAGAAUUCCGCAUCACUCAUCUAGAGAUGAUAAAAGGAAUUAGAAAUCAGAAAACAGGACGUGCUUAUCGCUAUGACGAAGAGCUGGUUGUGCCGAUUAUAGAAAAUACUCCGUUUGAGGAAGACUUGAAAGAUCGUAUGGCAGAGAUUAUUGAAAAAUAUCCAGAAACUUGCGCCAUUCUGGUCAGAAGGCACGGCGUUUAUGUAUGGGGCGACACCUGGCAACAAGCUAAGACAAUGACAGAAUGCUACGACUACUUGUUCGACAUCGCUGUUCAGAUGAAACAGCAUAAUUUAAACCCUUUGGCAACACCCGAGCAAUACGAGUUACGGUUUCAGCGUACAGAGAUUCAAUAAAAUAUGUUUUAAAGAACGUCGAACUUUGGAGGCAUUUCAUAUAUUUACAAUUUACGAAAAUAAAAAGCAUUUGGUGA
Messenger RNA from Neodiprion virginianus, 968 nucleotides. Its product is annotated as methylthioribulose-1-phosphate dehydratase. Bases 178 to 891 code for a protein of 237 amino acids. The transcript is spliced from 5 exons. The record is from RefSeq and is a predicted model, not a curated record. Gene Ontology annotation, molecular function: metal ion binding; methylthioribulose 1-phosphate dehydratase activity. Gene Ontology annotation, cellular component: cytoplasm. NCBI's taxonomy places the organism in Eukaryota, Metazoa, Arthropoda, Insecta, Hymenoptera, Diprionidae.